AUGCAGCUUGCAGCUACAUUUGCUCUUAACAGAGCAGAAACAUCUGUUUUCUGUAACUCUGAGCCUGCUGCUAAUGGGUUUCCACAACCUGGCCUUGGAACAGGUGCCUGGGAGCACAGUUGUAAGUCUGCCAUCUUCAACUUUCAGAGCCUACUGACUGUAAUCUUGCUGCUAAUAUGUACCUGUGCCUAUAUCAGAUCUUUGGCUCCCAGCAUACUGGACAAAAAUAAAACUGGACUAUUGGGGAUAUUCUGGAAAUGCGCCAGGAUUGGUGAACGGAAGAGCCCAUACGUAGCUGCAUGCUGCGUGGUGAUGGCCUUCAGCAUCCUGUUCAUACAGUAGCGCUGGGGGAAUGUC
Messenger RNA from Tinamus guttatus (white-throated tinamou), 357 nucleotides. The record is from RefSeq and is a predicted model, not a curated record. NCBI's taxonomy places the organism in Eukaryota, Metazoa, Chordata, Aves, Tinamiformes, Tinamidae.